Messenger RNA from Stegodyphus dumicola, 4108 nucleotides. RefSeq names its product fasciclin-2-like. Gene Ontology annotation, biological process: synapse organization; homophilic cell-cell adhesion. Gene Ontology annotation, molecular function: axon guidance receptor activity; protein binding. The record is from RefSeq and is a predicted model, not a curated record. Gene Ontology annotation, cellular component: neuronal cell body; axon; plasma membrane. NCBI's taxonomy places the organism in Eukaryota, Metazoa, Arthropoda, Arachnida, Araneae, Eresidae.
CACCCAGGUCGAAGUAUGAGUGUACAGCGAACUUACCGCUCGACCACUUGUGGACUCCCAAAAAAAGCUUUUCAAAUCAUUCUGGUGAUAUCUGAUGAACCCAAACUUGUGAUCUUUCCCAAUCAGAAUUCAGUUAUUAUUCCUGCUGGACAGUCUUAUGGCCUUAUAUGCAAGGGAGAAUCGGGAGACCCGGAUGGGACUUUCACGGAAAUGAAAUGGAUCAAUCCGAGAGACGAAGAAAUACACGAAGGGAGACCUGGCGUCCACUUCUUCGAGAAGGAACUGAAGUUGUCAUUUGUCACGCCGUCUGUAGAAGACAGCGGAAUUUACAAAUGUACGGCUCUUUACAGCAACACUCUGACUUUAGAAGCUGAAAUUACAAUUAAUUUUUAUGAGGGUAUUCGCUUUGAAGACUGUCCCGAAGUUCAGAACUUGGUGGUGGGCAAGGAAGGGCGGAUCAAAUGCAAGCCCAUCGCCAAUCCCAAGCCAACCAUCAACUGGGAGAAAAACAAACAACGAGUCAGUUCCGAACGUUUUUCGAUCUCUCCGUCAGGCAUCAGCAUCUCCAGUGUAUCCCAAGAGGAUGCUGGCGUCUAUACAGUGGAAGCCUUCGUGCCAGCGACUGGGAAUAACAAGUACCGGAACAUCACUGUCAAUGUCUUAACUCCACCAAAGAUAAUCGAGUUACCCGAGAACGAUGUUGCCAUUCAAGGAGAACAAUAUACGACCACCUGUAGAGCUGAUGGCUCGACUCCCAUAAAUUAUUUUUGGUAUGAUCCGGAAUCCCGAGACUUGAGUGCUGUCGAAGGAUACAGAGUCGAGGAGGGACGAUUAACUAUAUCCAAAGUGGAACGAAAUGCAGGCGGAAAAUACAAGUGCAGAGUAGAAAAUCCUGCCGGAGAAGAUGAAGAUUUCAUGACACUGGUAGUGCAAGUUCGUCCACGGGUUGUGCAAUUCGAUAAUCAAACAACGGAAACUACAAAAAGCGCUAUCUUGGAAUGCAGAGCUGAAGGUAUACCAAGGCCGUCUUUAGUUAUUAGAAAAGAAAAUUCGGAACCUAUUGUAAGCGGACAGAAUGAUCGCAUGGAAUUGGAAGACAUCGAAGAAGGCGACGACUAUAAAGUGCUUCGGCUUCGAAUCUCCGAUGUGAAACGAUCAGAUGACGGUUUGUAUUAUUGCAGCGCUACAAAUGCAGCUGGAAAUGCAGAGAAAGUUGGACAUCUGGAAGUCCAGUUUCGACCUGACAUGAGUUUAACGCCCUUAACGAGAGUGAAAGCCUGGUCAGCCAAUCCGGCCAAUCUGUCCUGUAUUGCUGAAGCGAAUCCCAAUGCUACCAUCACGUGGAAAUUCCAAAACGAGCCCGUUGAGCACGGAGAUGACAGAUACAAAUUUUAUGGAGGAGUUUCUUACAGCAGUCUGUUGGUGUUGACAGAAAAAAGAGCACAGUAUGAAGUCUUUGGUACAUACACUUGUGAAGCUCGCAAUAUUCUCGGCGAAAGCUCUGUCGAUAUAAUUUUGGAAGAAGCUACUACUCCUGGACAAGUUACACAAAUUGUUUUUGAUAAAGUUACCUCAACAACUAUCACUUUCGUUUUUAUGGGCCCAGGAAACGAUGGAGGGUUGCCAAUUACUACUUACAUAAUGCGGUAUAAAAAAGUUGGAGAUCCUGAAAACACAGCAAUUACUGUUGAGUGGACUGCAGAUACUCCGCACAUUCUCGGUGACUUGAAACCAAGGACUAAGUAUCAGUUUAGCGUCGCUGCUCGCAAUGUGGUUGGUGAAGGUCCAUGGAAGCAAACGGAGUACCUUAUGCCAGAAGAAACUGUUCCCGAGCCUCCGGCAAUUAUCGCAGAAAAAGACACAAUCCCCAUUUCACAAUAUCCGGACCGAUAUGAAAUACGAUGGGAGGUGCCCAUUGAUAACGGAGAACCUAUCCUGCAGUUUGGCAUAAGAUACUUCGAGGUCGAAAGAACAAUUAAAGGCUUUGUUAAAAAAGGCGAUGCUGUGGAAAAGAUAGUUCGCAACUGGGAUAAAAGUCCAUCUAUAGAACUCGCAGGACUCUCAGCAGACACACACUACAAAGUUGAAAUUAGGGCAACUAAUAAGAUUGGAAACAGUCUUCCUGAGACAAUCGUUUUCCGAACCGGAGAAGGCGAAACUAACGAUGGUCAAACGAGCGUGAUGGACAAAGAAGGCAUCUCAUUACCAGUGAUCAUUGCCAUUGUUCUAGUGGCCCUCUUCAUCAUCUUGGUUAUACUGGAUGUCACGUGCUUCUUCCGAUUCCACUGUGGUCUUCUGUAUCUGUUGCGUUACCGCACAUGUGGACGAUCACCAGAAAAAGAGCAAGGGAAAUUAGAAGAUGGCAGAGCUUGUGUUAAGGAAGUUGCCAGCGCAAACAACGGCAAGAUAAAACAGGAAUUAAAAUCUCCGUCUUCUCCAGAUCAGCUGCCACCACCAGAUAAAGGAAAACUGCGUAAUGAUGACAAGUCUCAGCGCACACAGAAUCCUUUCGAGGAGGCACCCAUGCUACCAAUGAGAAGAUGAAUGCUGAAAAUAUCUCGGCCUUUUUGGGAAUAGGGAUGCUAGACCUGUCGACCUUAUCAUAGACGAGAAUUUUAAAAACAAAUCUCCCAAAGGCUCAAAAAGUAGCAUCGGUAAAAGCAGUCCUGUGUAGUGUUCAUCAUAAGAAAGAAAAAACGUUUUCAAGUCAACAAAAGUGCGAUAAACAUUUUUCUUGUGUGAUUGGAGACAUCAAAACGUAAAGAAAAAUCGGCGAAAUCUUUCACGAUUUCUCAAAGUCAACUUUUUGCUAACUCGAUGUUUUGAUUCUAUGCUGUAUUUACAAAAAUAAAAGAAAAAAGCCAAACAUUCUACCGAACUUUUGUGGAAGAAUGUUAUAUAAAUAUACACCUUGCCUUUUGCUUCACAGAUGAAACUUGCCAAGAUGGGAGCUGGCGCAAGAACAGUGCAGAUUACCGAACUGCUUAACUAACAAUGAAAAAAAAAAAAAAAAAAACUGUUCUGCGUUUGCUGAUGUGGUUGUACUAGAAAAGCUAUAAUGAGGAUUGAAAAGGACCGACAAGUUUCUAAUGAUUAUUACCAUUUUUUUUUUUAAUUUCCUCUAUGUAAAAGUGUCUAUAGUAACUCCGCCAUAUUUCUACAAGCUUUAUUCUUUAAUCCGUGUUGUUGGAAUUACUAGCAUUUCCUACAGCGUACUUACUAUCUGUAUCUUCCCAGACUGUAAAAAUGCGAAAAAUAUUGAUAUCAUUUCAUUGGAAAAGAAUGGUCUUAAGCUUUAUUUUGUUGUAGUAUUUCAAUACCUAUUUAAGGGAGUUGUAGUUCCUUAUCACUGUAAAUGCAUGUAUUUUGUGCGACUCUUUACUUGACCUGUAUUUUAUCAUUCCAUGUUUGUUAUGUUCUUUCUUCCCCCUUCUAGUGAAUGAUUUUUAUUGUCGUUUUGUAUAAUACAACAUUUCAUGAGUUUUGUAAUUUGAUUCAUUGAUUGUAAUUGCAAAGAUAUAUAUACAUACGUGAGUAAAUAUACAUACAUAUAAUUUUCUAUGAAAGAAAUCAUUGUGAAGGUUUGUAGAUGAAAUUUGUAAUUAUGGAAUUUUAGAUGUUUCUACGGUUUAGUGUUGUUAUACUAUUAAGGAAUAAUUUCCUAAACUUACAAUGUGAUCUCAGAGGUGCCGGAGAGGUGUUUAAAACUCAAUGAAUUGAAAUAAUUAAUGUUAAUUACUGCUAAUUGGCUAAUAGAUUUUUUUUCCAAGUUUUGCUUCUAUGAUUUGGAAAGAAGAAACAAUGUCUUGAGAAGUGAGUUUCAAAAUUGUGUAUUGUUAAAUCCAAAACGGAUUUUGUUUUCAUAUGCACUUUAAACUACUCAUUAUUUUAUAAAAGAAAUGUAGUGAUAAAAACGGCCAUUAGUCUAUUCUACUUGUUUGCAUUUUAUGAUUACUAUUUUCAUCGUUACAUCUGCAUUGAAACAAUUUUGAGACUCGCUUCCCAGAAAGAAUGAAAGAAAAUUUUAAAAAUUCUUUUAAGCUGCUUUUAGCUUUUCAGCUGUGAUGUGUGCAUGAAAGAACGUAAGAAUAAACAUUCUUAAAUCAUA